GUGAAAAGAAAAAGAGAGAAGCUAUAAAACCGUGCAAGAAGUUGAGCUGAAAAGAACAGGGAACAGGCCUACAAGAUUGGCCACACAUGCGCUCUAUGCUCUAUCUCUCUCAUUUUGACAGAGGGCUAUCGAUGAGUCUAAUCUGUAAUCGUUAUCAAAUCGUAUAACUAUACGAUGGUGGGACGAGCUUGAAGUAUUACAUUUACAAUAAGGUCCGCUGCAAUUAGCAAUCACGUCCUGUAUUCGUGUGAUUAUUUUUAGCCUCCGAUCGUUAAUAAAUUGAAAGGGGCUAACCUAUCUUUUUUGACGUUUGUAUAUCGAAUAAAAGGGAUAAAGUGCGGAUUCAAGAUACGGAGGCUGUAUAACUUGAAGGAAGAUCGAAAACGCAUACCGCGUAAGUCCUUUUCACUCGAGGAAGCAGAGAACAGAACGUUUAUAUCGAGCGUUCCGAGUUGUCGAAAAGGAGAGUGCAGAUUUUUCAAGCUGCCGAUGAUGCAACGGCGUUAAUUUCUGCUUCAGCGCAAUCGACACAAUAAAAUCUAAAGGCUUCUGCUCCCGACCUUCAAGAUCGAGCAAGGAUCAUGCGUGGCGAGAUGCGACAGUAGAGAUCGCGCAGGAGAAUGCUCACAAUCGCGGACAGAUCCGCGAGACUGCAAAGCAUAGUUGCUGUACACGCCUCAUUCGCAAAAAGCUGACCAUUAAUUAUACUCGCUUGCCUCGCUCAACGUGCGUCGGAAUCAUGGAGAUAAUGAACGCCGAGGAUAUGGGCGAGCCGCGCGCUUCGCUCUCUACAAAGCGCCGCGACAGUCCCCCGUUGAUCUCGUGCAAUUGGCAGAUCAGCAAUAAUAAGCAAUUCAUUGAUGCCGUCACUACUGCGCCGCUGCGAUACGCGCCUGAAAGAAUAAACUGCGAAGAUGUAGCCUCUGUGGAUACUUGUAUCGCUCUACAGCCAAUGGAUUCCGGUACGGAGUCCAACGCAGAACCGUGCACGCUGAAUAUUGAAGUAUCGAACUGUCAGAGGAUAGCGCGCAUCGCCGUUGUUUCCGAAGGUAACGUCCUGGAGAUCUUCAAACAAUUUGGAGAAUACGAGACAACGAUACUCGCAGAGUUCAUAGACGAGUACGAGGGAAGUAUAGUUUUCCUCGGCGAAACGACGAUAAACCCUCCUACUACAGAAGUCAGUAUUAAGUUUAUUAGAACAAAAAAUAAAGGCCCUCCUAUGUGGGUAUAUGGUAUAAGACUGUUUUUGACGGAAUCUAUGAGAGAGGCAAAACCUAGUGCCUUCGAUUACGAUGUUAUUCGGACUUUUCUCAGUAACGCUAGCAAUGGCAAGACGAGUCAGGGAUCUGAAAUAGCGAGGAAAGUAUUUGGAUUUUACGAUAGAGAAGAAAUUACGAGAAAUUACGGAGAGAAGCUUUUGGAAACACAUGCCUCGGGUUCGAGGUACGACGAGCGUAUCAACGAAAAUGGAAGGAGCAAUAAUGACAAAGAAUUUCCAAAUUGCGGAGAUAAUUAUGAACAGUCAAGUGUCAAGUGUAAAAAUAGAGCUGUGAGAAGAGAUAGUGAGACAGAACACUUGAACUGUGAAGAGAAUUAUAAAAGCUCGGGCGCAGAUAUCAAAACCUGCAUUGAUAAUAACACAGAAUCUAUGAAGAAGACAAAAUCUGGUAUCUUCAAUUAUAAAGAUUUUAUCCAGACAUUUCUGAGUAAUGCCGGUAACGGCAAAACGAGUCGAGAAACUGACACGACAAGGAUGUUUGGGCUUCAUGAUAAAUUCGAUAAUAAUGAAAUCGUGAAUGAGCAGUUUUAUCAGAAAAUUUUGGGAACUCUUACUUCGGACUCGGAUCUUUUCACAUGUAAAAAUAAAAUCGCAAAAGGAGAUAAUGAAAGAGAUCGUCGAAGCUGCGACGAAGAAUGUACAAACCAUGAAGAUGAUAAAAAAUCCGAUACAGAUAUCAAAAUCUAUAUCGACAAUAAAUUCCACGAUAUGGAAAAGAGACUGAUGGAAAAAAUAGACGAAAUGGAAGCCAGAUAUAUCGAUAAUAAAUUCCACGAUAUGGAAAAGAGACUGAUGGAAAAAACAGACGAAAUGGAAGCCAGAGUGAAUCAGAAAUUGGAUGCCAUUUUGGAAAGACUUACACGGUUGAAUUUACAGUGAAUUUAUUCCUUAAUUAUUAAUUUAGUAAGUUAUUUUUUUAUAUUUAAUAUAAUAGAAGAUUUAAGUUAUCAAAUAUUAGUUAAAUUUUUUAAUGUAUAUAAUGAAUUGUUUUGUCACGGAUAUAUCUUUUUGUUUUUAUUAGCUAAUUAAAAACUCCGACUCAACAAAAUAUAGUUUCUUUUUGUUAUUUUUAUGCAAUCUUUUUUUUAUUAUAUUAGAAUUUGUAUUCAUGUAUAUUAUAUACGACUGUUUGCAAAUUUUGUAUCAAAAGCACAUAUAAAACAUUGCACAUUUUUGAAUUUAUAUUUAAAUACUCUUAACUCACACAUGUAUUUAAUGUGUCCUAAAUUAGUAAUAGAAAUCUGCAAACGUCUCAAGAGAGACAUUUAGUAUACAUAUAUUAAUGUUAUUUUAUUUAUACAAAAGUAUUUGUGCAAACUAAGCUUUCUAAAAUGCGAUUAUAAAAUUACGUACACGAGAACAGAAAUAUAUCACUCCAUGUUAAUCAUAUUAUGAUUGUUCUCAUAUUUAUAAAUAUAUUAUAAAAUUGUUUCAAAAGACAGAAGCAAUACUUAACAAACAAAAUAGGAGGCGUUAAAAUAACACGAUUGCAAUAUAAAUUAAAGAAAAUGA
This is a messenger RNA of Temnothorax curvispinosus, 2791 nucleotides long. RefSeq lists its product as uncharacterized. Bases 740 to 2158 code for a protein of 472 amino acids. The transcript has 4 exons. The record is from RefSeq and is a predicted model, not a curated record. NCBI's taxonomy places the organism in Eukaryota, Metazoa, Arthropoda, Insecta, Hymenoptera, Formicidae.